Molecule: messenger RNA, 2169 nt
Organism: Paramuricea clavata
Lineage: Eukaryota; Metazoa; Cnidaria; Anthozoa; Malacalcyonacea; Plexauridae
Source: the annotation of a GenBank genome assembly
CUCAUUACAAAAUAUUUCACAAAAUGAAAUGUUGCAAGCGGCCGGUUGUUCUCAUAGCCCGCUAUAUCCCUCUAUGAAUACGAUGUACUUCAUAUUCUUUUGUAAUAUUAGUGGAUCCAAUAAAGUCCCACGACAUGAAUAUGGUACAUAUAGCUCACCGCUGACCGGGGCGCACCCAGUGGGCGCACCUAUAUUUUCAAUAAUUCCAGCCUCUUUCCGCCAUUGUGUCGCGUUUAUGCAAACACAGAAAUUUUACAACAAAGAGUCGACAUCAAGUAUGGGCUGAACUGCACAACAAAAUGAAAAGCAAGCGAAGCAAGGAUCAACGAGUAAAGAAGACCGGUUCCGCACCGCAUGAACUAAUCGUGCAGCGUCUGGCAGCCGAACCAGAUCACAAGCAAACGUACAAAGCAGUCCAGUUUGUGGCCUACGAAUGUGAGGCCUAACAAAUCUUAAAAAAGCUUGUGCAGCUCAUUUUCAUCUUCCCGCGAGCUCAUGCGACGUAUUGGUAACGAAUAAAGGGCCUUCUUGUACGAAUAUUAACCAAAUUCCACACAGGAAGGACAAGGUAUAAAAGGCUUUUUUGUAUUUUGUUUCACAUGCGCACCAUCGCACCCAACCCCAAGGGCUUUGGACUUUAAUGGGAAUUGAGAAAUGCUUUACACAAUUUUUUAAUUUCUAUUAUAGCACUGCGAGUACAAAAUGGAAAUAUCAAGAAGGAAAUUAUAAAACGUGAUAUAUUCUAUCACAGUGAUGUACUAGCCGGAGGGCGGGUGGGGGUGUGCCCACGGGCAAAAUAAUAGUAUCUAAAGGACUUGUGAGGUGGAAAUUGGGUUGAGGGCAUUUUCAUCCAUGUUGUAUUUGUUCUCUCUAUCUCUCAUAUGGAGAUUCACUUGUAGAAUAAUGGUGUUGAAGCAUUAAAUUAUGUGGUUAAUAAUUAUUUUCAUGACAUUUAAUUAAUAUUAUCAUUUUCCUUCUAUCAGGUUUACCUUGUGCGGUUUAUGGUCACCGAACAAUUAGGUGAUGGGUAUCCAGAUAGCCCAGAGGUUUCGGAGCCUAAGGAUGUGGUGUUUUCUCAGCCAAUAAAUGUCAGUAAGAUACCAGACACUGAGGAAACUCGCUAUCCAAAUUCUGUUUCAAUAGAAUUGUUGCUAAAAGCUGGACAACUUGUAAAACCUAAGGUGAAGAAAUCAGUAAUCUUAAUUAGAAAAGUUCCAUCUUGAUGAGCAAGAAUGGGUGUCUUUAGAAAACUCUCUUGAUUUAUUGGUGGAUGCAGAGAAAUUUUCUUCUGGUGGAUUCAGGGAUGCAUUUCUUGGAGUGACAAAAGAUAAAGAAAAAUGGGUAAUCAAGAAGUACCAUGAAAGGGCUGUCAAUACAAUAACAGGUACACUUAAUUCGACUGUUGAAGACCACACACAUAAGCAAGUGCAAAUACAUUCGGUUGCGAGGCAUUUAACUAAAGUGUUUAGCAACAAAGUCCCGCAAGAAUUUGGUGAAUGCUUCACUUUUAACAGAGCUUACUACACGGUUUACCAAGGGCAACCUGCAACUGUAGAAGAAUUUGUGGAAGGAACAUUUCGAAAAUAUGUCAACAACAAUGGAAAAGUGUGUAGACCGGAGGUUGGUUACAGUACUCUAUUUUUUAGUGAAUUUGUCAGUGUCAUAAUAUAGUUAACAUGCAUAUAUAUUAGGGGCCAUUCACAAAGGAAAUCUGGCAAAAUGAUAGAUACCACCCCCCCCCCUUCCCUUCCUUGUCCGUCCAAUAUUUGUUUUAUACAACAAAAAUAAAUAUUUGUUUUUGAUUUUUUUUUAAACCGGACUUCCGGAUCGUUGAAUAGUACCUUCCCCCUAUGUCCGAUUUUGUACGGUUACUGCAACCCCCUCCCCCCCUGGCUCAGACAUCCUUUAUGAAUGGCCCCUUAUGAAGUUGACAUAGAGUACAGUGACCAAAUCAAAAUACACCAUUCAUAUGUACUAAAAAUAUACAACAUAUGGAUACAUAUGACUGUAUAUAACUUUUUAUAUUUGUACAUAUAGGUUUGCAGUGCUGAGGUGAUGACAAUUAUUGAGAAGGCUGAAUGCCUAGUGCAUUACUCCCACAUUCAAAGUUCCAAGAAGCUCAUGCUUGUUGAUCUUCAAGGUGCAGGCUACCACCUUUAUGAGUUAUGA